AAAGAACGAAAUAACGAAUCAGUCGUAGUCAUGUUUCAAUUAACAUUAUUAGUGCUAGCUGCUGUCUCUCUUGGGACUUCAGGAUACCUUAUUAAGGUUCCUACAACACCAUGGCAACCGAGAACAGUUCCAGUUCAGAAACAAGAAUGGGUGUAUUUUCAAAGACGUUUAAUGCCUUUGUUCGAAAAUGUGUGCGAAGACAGUAAUGAUUUACUGAUUACAAGUUUAAGUAAUGAUUUUGCAAAUGAUUACGGAAACGGAAAUUAUCUGAACCCAGAUGUAAUAACCACUCUCCAAAAUUAUAAGAGUUCAAAGGGAUUUUUACCUAAGGGCGAAAUAUUUACAGAAUACAACCAAGAUCAUGUAGCCGAAUUGAAAAUUAUAUUCGAAGUUCUUUAUUUUGCUAAAGAUUUUGAAACAUUUUACAAAGCAGCUGCUUGGGCGAGGCAAAACAUUAAUUGUGGCAUUUACGUCGACGCAAUUUAUCUCGCAGUCUUGAAUAGAAAAGACACCGAAAAAGUUUCGAUCCCACCUCCUUACGAAUUGCUUCCAAAUUAUUUUGUUAAUAAAGAAGCUAUUAUCAAAGGUUCAUUAUUAUUAUCAGAUGAAGAAUGGUAUAUUACUGAAAACGUUCGUGAACAAGGCAACUCGUAUAUUGUUGAUGCUGAAUACUCUAACGGUCCUUACGAAACUACUCAAGAGUCUUUAACGUACUUUAAUGAGGACGUUGGAUUAAAUACUUAUUACUAUUUAAACAAAUUAAAUUCAUUUCCAUGGCUUAAUGUUUCAUUAGGCAUUCGACCUAAAUUAGGUGAAAAUUUGUAUCAUACGUUAAAACAGCUUGCAACCAGAUACAACUUAGAAAGGUAUUCAAAUGAUCUCCCAGAACUAGAAAAUUUUGACUGGAAUAUAAAAACAAUGAUACCAUACUAUUCGACGCUGAUUUACUCCAACGGAAAAGACUUUGCCCAAAGUAAUUUAGCUGAUUUACUUGAUAGCGAAGACUUUACAUUACUUCGAAACAUUGAGGAGAAUAUUGUUACAGUUGCCUCCCAUAUGAGGGACAAAGGGUUCGCCAAAGAAGACAUUAUAAAUCACUUAAUGGACAUCUUAGUAAUAAGUAGUAAGAGCUAUCAAAAUUUGGCAUACAAGCUUCUUGGUACCGACUUUACUUCCGAACAAAGAUUACCUUCGGUGUUAGCACACUAUUUAACUACUGUAAGAGAUCCUAUGUUCUGGAAGAUUAACAAAAAAAUAGUGGAUUUAGUUGAUUGCGCUCUAAGUGUAUUACCAGGUUAUAGCAGGAACGACUUAAUCUUUCCUGGAGUAGAAAUCGUAAAUGUAGAUAUAAAAAAAAUGAUGACCUCUUUCGAAUACUUUGAAUUUGAUGCAACCGAUGCUCUCAAAACUUCGGCAAGUAAUAGCAAGUUUUUAGUUAAGAUCGGGCAGUAUAGAUUGAAUCACAAACCAUUUUCAAUAAAACUUAACAUUUCAUCUUUAGUAACACAAAAGGGAUUUGCUAAGUUAUUUAUAAGCCCUAAAGUUUUGCCUGGACAAAUGGGUCAAAUGAAAAAUCUAUUCUUUAUGCUUGAUUGUUUUGAAAUUAACCUUAAAAGAGGUAAAAAUAUGAUAACCAGGACAUCGGAUGAGAUGAAAUUAUCACCUGACUUGACAUCUUUAAAAAUUAUAAAGAAACAGUUAGAAGAUGCAGAAUUUGGAUUAAAUGCUCUCCCACUUAAAACAGUAGAAUCUCAGACAGGAUUUCCUUCGCGAUUGGUACUUCCUAAAGGCUCUGAAAAUGGUUUACCAUUCCAAAUAUUCGUCUUUAUAGCUCCAUAUAUAAAACCAGCAGUAAAUGGACGUUUUGCAAACGUAGAAUACAAUUUCGAUGCUAUGUUGAACCCAGGUUACCCACUGGAUCUUAAUAUUAAUAUGCAUCAACUACUCGAUCUUCCAAAUGCUCUUAUAAAAGAUGUUAUUAUAACACAUAAAGUUGAAAAUAAACCUGUUAAAGAAGUUGUUGAUGUACCAGAAUCGUCCAACACUUGGUCGAGUAAUGAAAUUGAACCAAUGGGACUUUUAAAAUCACCAGCUCGUCCAAGUUUUAAUGCGAAUAAACAACCUUUUGAUUACAAAUCGAAAAAGGGCCAAUAUGGUAAAAAAGAGGAUUAUUUGGCAAAAAGAACAAACUACAAGGUAGACACACAAGAUACUUCUGAAAUACCAACAUCUUAUUAUGCCGAAUCAAUUAAAAAUCAAUUCAUAGAUGAAAGCGAAGAAGACAUCAGUAAAACUUUAUAUAACAUUAAUUCUAUGGAAUCUGAUUUUUCAGAAAAACCAAAAAAUGAAGAAGAAUUUGACGAAAUUCUAAAAAAGAGCAGUGAAAUACAAAAACCACUAAGGAUUUUGAAAUUAUCAGCUCGUCCUGAUUUUACUAUGAAGAGGGAACCUUUUGAUUACAAAUCAAAACGAGGUCAAUAUGGAAAAAAAGAUGAUUAUUCAACAAAAAGAGGAAAUUAUACCAAAAAGUGGCAAGACAAUUUUAAAGAGACAUCAACUGAGAAUGUCAUUGACAUUUCAACUAAUAAAGGAGUACGUGAUCUUGAAAUAAAGGUUAAAGAAGACUUGAACACCAAUGAGAAGGAUUUCGAGAAAAUUAUCUAUACUUCAAAUGACGAUAAAAAUGUUUUUAAGAACGUAAUAAAAGAGACUGAAAAAACUGACAGUUUACAAAAUCCAACAAAAGAUUUGAAAGAAGAGUACAACGUGGAUGAUAUUAUGACCGAGCCUACUGUAGUUAUAAUUUCGAAGAAACGUAAUCCAACUGUGUACGAUUUUCUUUUUACUAAUCCAUUCGACAACUUUGAUAGUACAGAGGAGAAAGUAUAUUAUUGAGUAAUUUUAUUUAAUUAUUAUUUCUAAUAUUUGUUAUUGUUUUGUUUUAAUUAUAAAUAACGGGUUA
Papilio xuthus (Asian swallowtail) is the source of this 2962-nucleotide messenger RNA. RefSeq names its product arylphorin subunit alpha. The record is from RefSeq and is a predicted model, not a curated record. The transcript is spliced from 5 exons. NCBI's taxonomy places the organism in Eukaryota, Metazoa, Arthropoda, Insecta, Lepidoptera, Papilionidae. The coding region runs from base 31 to 2895 and encodes 954 amino acids.